This is a messenger RNA of Rattus norvegicus (Norway rat), 585 nucleotides long. NCBI's taxonomy places the organism in Eukaryota, Metazoa, Chordata, Mammalia, Rodentia, Muridae. The record is from RefSeq and is a predicted model, not a curated record.
AUGGGCAAAGGAGAUCCUAAGAAGCUGAGAGGCAAAAUUUGGUCAUAUACAUUCUUUGUGCAAACCUGCCAGGAGGAGCACAAGAAGAAGCACCCAGAUGCUUCUGUCAACUUCUCAGAGUUCUCCAAGAAGUGCUCAGAGAGGUGGAAGACCAUAUCUGCUAAAGAAAAGUGGAAAUUUGAAGAUAUGGCGAAGGUUGACAAGGCUCAUUAUGAAAGAGAAAUGAAAACCUAUACACACCCCCUAAAGGAGAGACCAAAAAGAAGUUCAAGGACUCUAGUGCACCCAAGAGGCCUCCUUCAGACUUGUUGUUCUGUUCUGAGUACCAUCCAAAAAUCAAAGGCAAGAAUCCUGGCUUAUCCAUUGGUGAUAUUAGGAGAGAUGUGGAACAACACUGCCGUGGAUCACAAGCAGCCCUAUGAGAAGGAGGCCGCCAAGCUGAAGGAGAAGAAUGAGAAAGACAUUGCUGCCUACAGACCUAAAGGAAAACCAGAUGUGGCAAAAAAGAGGGUGGUCAAGGUUGAGAAGAGCAAGAAAAAGAAGGAAGAGGAAGACGAUGAGGAGGAUGAAGAGCCUGAGGAAUAA